Cicer arietinum (chickpea) is the source of this 1475-nucleotide messenger RNA. RefSeq lists its product as uncharacterized. Gene Ontology annotation, molecular function: phosphatidate cytidylyltransferase activity. Gene Ontology annotation, cellular component: mitochondrion. The record is from RefSeq and is a predicted model, not a curated record. NCBI's taxonomy places the organism in Eukaryota, Viridiplantae, Streptophyta, Magnoliopsida, Fabales, Fabaceae. Gene Ontology annotation, biological process: CDP-diacylglycerol biosynthetic process; cardiolipin biosynthetic process.
AUAUAAAAAGUAAUAAUAAACCAACCAGUAAAAAAGAGCAGGAAAUACCUCGUUCCUUCUUUGCUGCGUCUCUGCCUCCAUUGCUUUGCUGCGGUUUCAACCUCUUCUUUUCAAAGCCUUCAAUUUGGUUGCUGACACUAUCUCAACCUGAAUCUUUUUCGCUGCGAGUUCAAACAAGACUUGUUGGAAUUGAAAAUCCACCGAGGGAAACGAAACAGGUUGAACAUGCACUGUUCGUUGUAGCAGCACUAAGUACUAGGUAUCAGCAUCAUUGAUAUUAAUAUGGAUAAUACAGCACCCUUUCAAAGUUUUCUUCAGGUUCUUCCCCCUGUUGAUUUUGCAUGUGUUUAUGGAUCAUCUCUUCAUCCAACCAAGCAUGACAAGACAACCAUGAUUGAUUAUAUUCUUGGCGUGUCUGAUCCCAAACAAUGGCAUUCUGAGAAUCUGAAAUUGAACAAGCAUCACUAUGCAUCAUGGAUGGUGCACCUUGGUGGAGAAAGGCUGAUUACCGAUGUUGCAGAUAGAAUUGGUGUGGGAGUACAUUUCAACGCUUUUGUUAAUUGGAACGGAAAGAUGUUCAAGUAUGGGGUUGUUCGAAUGCAUGACUUACUUCGAGAUGUUCAGUAUUGGGAAAAAUUCUACUUGUGUGGUAGAUUACAGAAACCAGUUCAUAUUGUUGUUGAUAAUUUGGACAUAAGCAACAUCAAUUCCGAUAACCUGCGAGCUGCGUUGUCAGCUUCUCUUCUCCUGCUUCCAUCAGAAUUCACAGAGGCUGAUCUGUAUGCUAAAGUUUGUAGUCUUUCAUAUAUGGGUGAUGUGCGCAUGUUAUUUGCUGAGGAUAAAAAUAAGGUGAAGAAGAUUGUAACUGGGCAGUUUGAUCUAUUUCAUACGAUGUAUAAGCCAUUUCUUGAAGAAUAUGAGGCUAAGAAGUUCUUGAAGCUUUCGUCCACUGUCAAUGACCAAAUACAAGUCUCUCAGGAUUGUGACUUAUCAGUUUCUUGCUCUCUAGUUUCUGCUCUUCCUCCAUCAAUCAGAAGCCAGAUGUGCAUGAAGCAAGGAGGGGAUAUGAAAUCAAGUCAAACUGGUAGAAUCAUAAAUGAUACCAAAAUUAGAUCAAGAGAAGGGGAUGCAAAUUGCUUGCAGAGAAUUCUGAGGCGAAAGGUAAUGGUUUCGAGUGCAAGGCAGGCCAUAUCUGGCUUACUGGCUGUUGGUGGGGUAAACGCUACCAGAUAUGUUGCUAACAAAGUUAACAAAGCCUGGAAGUCAUGGAGAUGAAUUUUGUGGUAUUAACGAUCUUUGACAUAUAUGGUUUUGUUGCUCAGAUAUUGACCUGGGGAAGUUUAUAACAUUACUUGUUCUCUGACCAUUUUUCUGUGUGCAAUUUUCCCUCGGCAUGCCGUUAUCUUUUUUUUGAAUAGGUAAAUGUUAAUACAUUAGUUGUUAUAUUAACAUUUUCUCUUUCUUGAGGAUUUGAA